CCAGGCGCAGUGAGGAAUCCGCUCCGCAGCGUACCCAGCCGCGAGAAGAGCCGCCCCGGUCACCUACUAUGUCACAGGCAGAUGAAAGCAAGCAGCAGGUGGAGCCAACAAGCGACAGCAAGCAGCCACAUCAAGCCACCCCCGAAGGCAGUCCCCGGCCAGGACCAGGACACCCUGGACACGGACCAGAACGGCCGACCUGGCGGAAGGCGGCAGGAGCCCGGAGGACACGGGGCAGGUGCUGUGGAGUUGUGCAGUCCUGGAGUCACCCGGGAAAGAAGAUGCGCUACUAGAGGAGCGUGUUUGCUAGCUCCGGGCCCACGUGGGCCCGGGUCUGGGUCCUGAAAGGCCCCCCUUCCUUUCCCUAGCCUUCCCUCCGUCCUCCCUUCUUUCCUUCCUGCUGGGUACCAAAUCAUUGUCAGACUGAGGUCUCCGCCCUGGGAAGGUAGAGUUCUUUGAAUGCGAUGUCUGGGCGCCAAGGAAGAAAGGGAAAGAAAUGUGGCGAGAAAAUUGUUCACUGAUGAGCUCAACUGGGAUACAAGCAGAAAGUACCCCCAAAAGACUAUUUUGCCAAAUUUGGAGAGAUUGUUGACUAUUGUAAAAAUGGAUUCCAACACUAGAAAUCAAGAAGGCUGGGGCUAAAGAUGAAGCCAGGGUGGAGAAGAAUUGAGGCCUCACCAAUGGACCUGAUUGGUUUUGGUUAUGCAGCCCUUGUGACGUUUGGAAGCAUUUUAGGAUAUAAGCGGAGAGGUGGUGUUCCAUCUUUGAUUGCUGGUCUUUUUAUUGGAUUUUUGGCGGGCUAUGGAGCUUACCGUGUCUCCAUGGACAAACGAGAUGUUAAAAUAUCACUAUUUACAGCUUUCUUCCUGGCCACAAUAAUGGGUGUGAGAUUUAAGCGUUCUAAGAAAAUAAUGCCUGCUGGGCUGGUUGCAGGUUUAAGCCUCAUGAUGAUCCUGAGACUUGUCUUACUGUUGCUGUGAGCAUCCAGAAGAACCGAAAACUAAAUUCCUGUCAUUCUACUGUAAUGGGCAGAGUAUUCUUUGUACUUAAAAGAUAAAUUUCAAUAUAGAAUGUCAAGUCUCUUAUUUUAUGUCAGAAGCAAAAGUAAUACUGUCUCCUCUAAGAUGAAUAAAAGUUUAAGGUAGUUUUUUUUUUUAAAAAAAAAACAGCAAAAAUUUAAACUGUUUCUAUUUGUUAAGCACUGUUUUCAUUAAAGGUGUUUAAUGAAUCCCGAUAAGCUCUUUCACUUGCUGUGGCUAUUUUUAUAUUUGUAAUAUUGUUUUUGACAGUUCCAAAUACUGAUGACUCAAGUUUAAAUUAAACUACAACUUAUCCAAUAAAGGAAUUUCCUAAGUAGACUUCACAAAAUACUAACUUAGAUGUUUGUUACUUGUGCUAUAUCAGAAAUUUUAUUUUUUUUCCAUUUUAAUUGCAUUUAAUUUCUGCCAGUGUUAUUUUUUUCCUUUAAAAGAAUUCCGUUCUGGAUAUACUCUAACAGAAUAUAUCAGUAUUCAAAUAAAAAAAUAAAAAUGUCUUAAAAAGUU
Molecule: messenger RNA, 1544 nt
Organism: Marmota monax (woodchuck)
Lineage: Eukaryota; Metazoa; Chordata; Mammalia; Rodentia; Sciuridae
Gene: Tmem14a
Product: transmembrane protein 14A
Exons: 6
Coding region: 645-980 (111 amino acids)
Biological process (GO): regulation of heme biosynthetic process
Cellular component (GO): mitochondrial membrane
Source: RefSeq, a predicted model, not a curated record